Chilo suppressalis (striped riceborer) is the source of this 1095-nucleotide messenger RNA. Lineage: Eukaryota; Metazoa; Arthropoda; Insecta; Lepidoptera; Crambidae. The record is from the annotation of a GenBank genome assembly.
CAACGUCAACCUCAUGUUUCGUUUCGUUCGAUCGUGCGUGUAUGCCGUUUUAGAUUUUACGGAAAGAAAGGAAUUUUAUAUCAAGGAAACCUGUUCAAAAGUUGGCCUAAUUAAUAUUUAAAAGUACCAAAAUGACGGAACGGGAGCCUAUAAGCGGAUCCAGUCGUGACUACGGUGCGACAGCCGCCCCGCCAGCAGUCGCCUUCGCCGAUUUCAGCCCAACAGAACUUUAUAACCUGACAGAAGGCAUUGCUGAUAACAUCAACUCCGUCAACUCGGGCUUGCUCUCUUUGGAGAAGAAGAUGAAGCAAAUCGGCGGGCCCAAUGAUAACCUGCAACUCAGGGAGAAAAUUCACGAGUGCCAGCAGACGGUGAACGCUUGCGUGUCGGCGACGGCGCGGGACCUGGCGCGCCUGGGGGUGGUGGUCCGGCGCGGGGACAAGCCGCACAAGCUGCAGCUGGAGCGACUCACGCAGGCCUUCAGGGAGGCGCUGGACAAGUACUCCGGCGUGCAGAAGCAAGUUUCAGCUAAAAUGGCGGAGUUUAUGCCUCGAGCGCCUCGGACUCGACCUGAUCCACAGCUCCAAGCUAUAGCUGAUGAUGAGGAGGCCACCCUGCUGGCCAACCAACAGGCACAGGCUCGCUUAGUACAGUUCGAAACGAGCAUGAUGCUAGAGCGGGAGGCCUACAUCAAUAAGAUCGAAGCUGACGUGUUGGAUGUGGGACAGAUCAUGAGGGAGUUGGCCACUAUGGUUAAUGCGCAGGCGCAGACUGUCGACUCGGUGGCCAGUCACGUAGAAGACGCGGGCGCUCGUAUAGAGGCGGGGGUCGAUGAACUCGCCAAAGCGGCCGAGCACCAGCGACAAUACCGGCGGAAAAUGUUCAUACUCAGCCUCAUCGCCGCCGUAGUAGCCAUCAUACUCAUCGUGUGGAUCGUCAAAGCUUUCAGAUAGACGGUCCCUUUUAAAAGGAAACGAGCGAGCCUUAAGCCAGAAACAUAUUAACGUGUCGUGGCGCAUCGGUUUCGUACGUUUAUUAUGGGUUAGAGAGAGAUAGAGAGGUUAAAGCGUCGACACGACGCGAUACGUAAAUAUG